This is a messenger RNA of Aspergillus calidoustus, 583 nucleotides long. Lineage: Eukaryota; Fungi; Ascomycota; Eurotiomycetes; Eurotiales; Aspergillaceae. The record is from the annotation of a GenBank genome assembly.
UUCCUGAUUCAAUUGCUCAUUUCUCUGCGCACGUUAUUUGUGCCCUGCUCCGCUCACCUCGCGCUGAGGUUUUGCUCUCGAGGAUGGUCUAUAUAGCUGCGAUAGUGAAAGAAACACUCCGCCUGCAUCCUCCCGCGGGUACAGGGAGGUUCGUCCCGCAAGGUACAGGGUUCAACGUGACCCUUCCCGACGGACAGACUCUCUGUCUUGACGGGAUGAUCUUGCAUAAUUGCGAGACAACCAUCCAGCGCGAUGAGAAUGUGUACGGGCCGUCAAAGGACGCAUUUGUGCCGGAGAGGUGGCUGGAGAAUAUAAACUCCAAGCAACCCAGUGAUGAUGCUGGCUCUAUUCCAGCCUCGGCAUGGCGGCCAUUCGAGCGCGGUCCGCGCAACUGUAUUGGGCAGGAGUUGGCGAAUAUAGAGGCGAGGGUUGUUCAUGCGUGUACGAUGCGGAGGUUUGGUUUUGUGAAGGUUGGGCUUGGGGCCGUUGCGUGAGAUAGCGCUGGGCAGUGUGUGAUAGACGAGUUUGGGCAGUAUGUGGUUGAAGAGGAGUUGUUCAAUGUGAGUCUCACUAUACGUCUCUU